Molecule: messenger RNA, 1490 nt
Organism: Aspergillus wentii DTO 134E9
Lineage: Eukaryota; Fungi; Ascomycota; Eurotiomycetes; Eurotiales; Aspergillaceae
Product: RNA recognition motif domain-containing protein
Exons: 4
Coding region: 296-1231 (311 amino acids)
Biological process (GO): positive regulation of mRNA splicing, via spliceosome
Cellular component (GO): spliceosomal complex
Molecular function (GO): RNA binding
Source: RefSeq, a predicted model, not a curated record
CUCGUCUUUUCUCUCCCCCUUCCUCCAUCCCCAUCAUCAACCAUCCCCCUUCCUUUGACCUGGAGCUUUCCAUUCUUCUUCUUCUUUCUUCCCAAAGUGUUUAAUCAUCUUUGGGCUUUUGUCGAGUUUCCUGGACACCUCGUCUUGGUUACAAUCCCCAGCGUCGAUCGUUGAGUUUUUUCUUCUGUGCUCUGCUGGGUUGGACGUGCGUCGCGCGCUGUGAUAAUAAUCUAUUUCACUUUUGCUUCACAACAACUCUCACCUUAAUCCUUCCUUCUUUUCAAUUUCUGUCAUCAUGGCUACAGAGUAUGAUCACGAGAACGGUCGCUACGACGACGAGCCCCGUUAUGAACGCAACCGCAGCGCAUCUCCUCGCGACGAGCCCCGGGGUGACCGCGACCGCAGCCGAUCUCCUAAUGGCCGCAUGGAUGACCGCAUGGAUGGCCGUCCUCCUCUUGCCGACCCCCGCAAGCAAGCUCUCAUGGAAGAUGAAGAGGGUGCUGUCAACACUGGCUCCAACCUUUUCGUCACUGGCAUUCACCCCCGUCUGACUGAAUCCGAUAUCUCGCGCCUUUUUGAGAAGUACGGUGAUGUCGAGAACUGCUCGAUCAUGCUGGACCCUCACACCAAGGAAUCCCGUGGCUUUGGCUUCGUCAAGAUGGUUACCGCCGAGCAGGCUGAUGCCGCCAAGGAGGGCCUCCAGGGUGAGGUCAUUGAAGGCCGAACUCUGAGCAUUGAGAAGGCUCGCCGUAGCCGUCCCAGAACUCCUACCCCCGGCAAAUACUUCGGUCCCCCCAAGCGUGAAUUCCGUGGUCCUCCCCGUGGUGGCCGUGGUGGUGACCGCUACGAUGACCGCCGUGGCGGAUACGGAGGUAGCUGGCGCCGCCAUGAUGACUACCGCUACGGCCGUUACGACUCCUACAGUGACCGCGGUGGCCGUGACUACGGCGGUCGUGACUACCGUGGUGACUACGGUCGCCGCGACUAUGGCGGCCGUGAUGACUACGGCUACCGUGGCGGCGGUGGUGGUAUCGACCGCUACGCUUCUCGUGAGGACCGUUACAGCCGUGACGACCGCCGGGAUGACCGCCGAGGAGGAGAUGACCGUCGCAGCUACUACGACCGUGAUGCCAACCCUCCCAGCUAUGAAGCGGCCCCCCCUGCCCGCGACGCUUAUGCUAGCCGCUCCUAUGAACCCCGUGGUGGCGAAGACAGAUAUGCUGCCCGGUAGGUGAGUGAACUGAUGAUAAAAUCCUCGGUCCUCGUACCCAGUUGAAGCACCCAACGCUUUAGUUCUUGCUUUUAAACACGCCCAUUUUUGAUUCUGCUCUACCCCCUCUGCGUUUCUUUCACGAUGUUCAAUUCUCUCGUGUCCCUUAUGGUUUCUCUUUUUCUAUUUAAUGCGGUAUCCCUUUCAGUCGACGAGCGACGGUGAGGCGUCGUUAUUUCUGUUUUCAUCCUACACCAAUAAGCAAAGAAAAAAAAAAAAA